GUGUCUGGACAUGUUCAUAAUUGUCACAGCCGUACACCUCAUCGGACCUAGUUUUCCACCUGUUGUGAAUUUUCCUGCUCCAAAAGAAUCCACCGAAAAAUGACCUCCUCAUCGUAUCGUAGUUCGGAUCGCCGUACCAGCCGCCGGUACGAGGAAGAUGGCGACCGGCACCACCGGCACCGGUCUAGAAGUGUGGACCGGUGCCACCGGAGCCGGCGCAGCCGUUCCGAUUCGCGGGAUCGCUACCGGCGCAAUCGCUCCGCUUCCCGGUCGCCGCGUGGACGGUCGCGCCAUCGGAAAAGCUCCACUGCGCCGAACGCCUCGCGCAGCCGGAUCCGGGUCGAUUCGCCGGAACCGAGCCGUUGCUUGGGCGUGUUCGGACUGAGCGUGUACACGACGGAGCCGUACCUGAACGAUAUCUUCUGCCACUUUGGCACGGUGGAAAAGUCGGUUGUGAUCUACGACGCCAAGACGCGGCUGUCGCGCGGGUUCGGAUUUGUGUACUUCAAGUCGCAGGCCGAGGCAUCGAUCGCGCGUGCGAACUGCAACGGGCUGCAGAUCCAUGGCCGGCGCAUUCGCGUCGACUACUCCAUCACGGAUCAGCCCCAUCCGCCCACGCCGGGCGUGUACAUGGGCCGAAGGCAGUACAGGUUAGAAUCGGAAUGGAAACCCCGUUGCCACCUAGCAAGGGAAAGUGUUCAUAGGAGCCACUCUCCGUCCCCGCGGAACCGAUCACACCAUGAGGAGCAUCGACGCCGCCGCCGAUCUCGUUCGUAUUCCCGUUCGUCCUAUGAGAGCCAUUGAGGCCCUAUGGUAGCAGGAGCAUGUGCCGGACAAUAAUGUAAGUCGAAAAAGUAGAAGUCUUGAACACAGAAAAUUUGGAACGGUUCUGUAGUGUACACAGGGAAAAAGUCAAAGAAAUAACGAAAAUGUUGUUGUUCUUUGCCGUGUUUGUGCAAAUUAAUUUAAAUGCUAAGGGAAAAGUCAAGAGAAAAGACGCAUGUUUGUCUUUCCUUACAAGCAUGUGAAAAAGACUGCGUUUCAUUUGCAUCAAUGUUUUCCGGAAGUAGGCGCAUCGUGGGCAGUUUGGAUGCAACGAAAAGGUUUCAUUAUUUAAUUCCAUUCA
Molecule: messenger RNA, 1126 nt
Organism: Anopheles merus
Lineage: Eukaryota; Metazoa; Arthropoda; Insecta; Diptera; Culicidae
Product: transformer-2 protein homolog beta-like
Exons: 4
Coding region: 100-804 (234 amino acids)
Biological process (GO): positive regulation of mRNA splicing, via spliceosome
Cellular component (GO): spliceosomal complex
Molecular function (GO): RNA binding
Source: RefSeq, a predicted model, not a curated record